CUGAGAAUUGUGGACAGAUCCAUGCUCAAGCCCACCAUGGUGUGGAACAUAUCUACACUCUAUGUUCUGGCCCUGGCUUUGACCUGUGGCCUUCAUGUGAACGCAGUGAGGGUGCGCCGAAGCAACCAUGUCAGCAACAUUUGUAGCAUGUGGGGAAAUUUUCACUUUAAGACGUUUGAUGGAGAUGUCUACCAGUUCCAAGGCACUUGUGAAUAUAACCUUGUCUCUGACUGCCACGGGCCUGUGCAGGGUUUCUCUGUACAUGUGAAAAGAGCACAGACUCCUGGAAACCCAGAAAUCACCAGAGUGAUGGUCACUAUAGGAGGCAUAAGCACUGAGCUCACCAAGAAACUUGUUAGGGUUAACAGAGAAGUUGUAAAACUGCCACAUUAUGUAGCAGGGGUGAUGCUUGAAGAGAACUCUAUAUACAUUAAACUUUAUGCCAAACUGGGCCUCAGUGUCACAUGGAAUAGAGAUGACGCUGUCACGGUGGAAGUGGACAGUAAAUAUUUUAAUCGUACCUGUGGACUUUGUGGAGAUUUCAAUGGGGUUCCUGUUUUUGAUAAGUCCCUAAGUGAUGGUCGUGUAACUGGUUUCAUUGAAUUUGGCAACAAACACAGGAUUCACAACCCCAAUGACAAUUGCGAGGACCCUUAUGAAACAUUUGAGAGUGAAGCAAACCCACUUGACAAGUGCCAACCAUUUCGAGAUGAGUGUUCUGAGCUACUAUUGGGUGAACCCUGGUCCUUUUGUAGGAGUGUUUUAAGUCCAGAACCUUAUGUGCAAGCCUGCAUGAUGGACAAGUGCAUGAGUCGCCCAGGGGACACUGAGGACACUGUGUCUCUUUGCAGCACCCUGUCUGAGUACUCCCGCCAGUGCUCCCAUUCAGGGGGAAGACCACCCAACUGGAGAAAAUCAACCUUCUGUGCUGUAACGUGCCCUUUUAGCAUGGAGUACUCUGAGAGUGGUUCCCCCUGUCUGGACACGUGCACACACGCCGACACCAGCUCAUUGUGUGAGGAGCACAAGAUGGAUGGCUGCUUCUGCCCACCUGGUACUGUGUUUGAUGAUAUCUCUGAGAGGGGCUGUAUCCUUCAGGAACAGUGCCAGUGUAAGCACGACAAGGUGUACAACCCUGGAGAGGUUCUGCUCAAGAAUGAUGAAGAAUGUGUUUGUCAACAGGGAAAAUGGAUGUGCAAAAGUCUGUCCAUCCCAGGUGUGUGUGCAAUGGAGGAGGGUUUGCACUUCACCACUUUUGAUGGAAAAGAAUUUACCUUUCAUGGGAACUGCUAUUAUGUUCUUUCCAAGGACUGUGUGGACUCUAAGUUCAUUCUAUUGGGACAGCUUGUUCCUUGUGUCGCCAAUCCUUCAGACACAUGCUUGAAAUCAGUUGCAUUUAUACUCAACAAUGACAAAAGUAAUGCCUUAAUCAUCAAAGAUGAUGGGAUUGUAAGGCAGAAUGGAGAUCUAAAAGUUCCUUACAGCUCUGCUGAAUUCACCGUAUUCAGACCAUCGUCCUUCCACAUCAUGUUGCAGACCAGUUUUGGGCUUCAGGUCCAGGUGCAGCUUGUUCCCCUCAUGCAGCUUUACAUCACCCUGGAUCAGAGCUUUCACGCCAAGACCUGUGGUCUGUGUGGAAACUUUAACUUGGUGCUGUCUGAUGAACUGUUGACUUCACAAGGUGUAGUUGAAGGGACAGCCACAUCAUUUGCGAAUUCCUGGAAAGCUCAGUCCAAUUGUCCUGACCAAAUUGAAAGGCUUGAUGAUCCCUGCAGCUACAGCAUAGAUAGCGAGAGCUAUGCAGAGCACUGGUGCUCUAAACUGAAAGAGAAGAAAGGUGUUUUUGCCAAAUGCCAUUCUGCUAUAAACCCAGAAAAGUACUACAAGAGGUGUAAAUAUUCAAGUUGCACAUGUGAGAAGAGCGAGGACUGUUUGUGUGCUGUCUUCUCCUCCUACGUUCGGGCGUGUGCGGCAAAGGGGGUGUUUUUGCAAGGCUGGAGAGAAACUGUGUGCGAUAAAUACACUAAAAGCUGCCCAGCUUCCCAGACUUUCACUUACAAGCUUCAGCAAUGCCAGCGCACGUGUGACUCCCUUAGCCUUGAUCGUCAGGGCUGUAGCACUGACUACCUGCCUGUGGAUGGGUGUGCCUGUCCAGAAGGGCUAUAUGAGGGUGAAAAUGGUGUUUGUGUGCCCAUGGACAAAUGCCCCUGCUAUUACAAUGGAGAGCACAUUAAACCUGGCAAAUCAAUCAACAUUAAAAAUGAGCACUGUAUUUGUGCAAAUGGAAAGCUUCAGUGCCACUCCCUGACACCUCAUGUUAAAGCCUGUCGUGCUCCAAAGGUCUUCUUUAACUGCAGUACAGCAGAGCCAGAUGAGCAUGGAUUAGAGUGUGCGCAAACAUGUGCACAAAAGGAUGUUGAUUGUUAUCUUGCAGACUGUGAGUCAGGGUGUCAGUGUCCCACAGGUCUGCUUGAUGAUGGUCGUGGUUCCUGUGUUAAGGAGCAUGAUUGCCCUUGCAAACAUAACAAUGAGUUUUAUGCUCCAGGUUCUCAAAUUCCAGAAGAGUGUAACACAUGCAUCUGUAAACAUGGCAAAUGGCAUUGCACUCAGAAACAAUGCCCUGGCACCUGCACAAUCUAUGGCAGUGGACAUUACAAGACUUUCGAUAAGCAAAGAUUUGGUUUUAGUGGAGACUGUAGUUACAUAGCUCUACAGGACAAGUGUGGAAAUAAGACAGGAACAUUUCAUGUGAUCACAGAGAAUGUACCAUGUGGGACAACAGGGACUACGUGUUCCAAAGCUGUGCGGAUUGUAUUGGGAAGAACAGAGCUGGAGUUAAGUGAUGGUAAAAUAACAGAAAUUGAGGCUGCAACCAGCCUAUCUAUUAACUUCAAUGUGAGGAAUGUGGGUCUUUACCUGGUCAUAGAAUCUGAUAUUGGCUUAACAGUUUUGUGGGACCGUAAAACAACAGUCCGAAUCAUUCUUCAACCCCAGCAUAUGGGAGAGGUUUGUGGAUUGUGCGGAAACUACAAUGGAAAUGGCAAAGAUGACUUCAUUACUCAAGGCCUGCUGCAUGUUUCUGAUGUUCUGGAGUUUGUAAACAGCUGGAAAGUACAAAGCCAUUGCCCUGACGCUAAGCCAGACUUUGAUCCCUGUUUUAAAACACCUAACCGCCACACUUGGGCAAAGCUGCAGUGUAGCAUUAUUAAAUCUGACACUUUUAAAGACUGCCACAAUAAGGUGGAAUGGACCCCAUACUUUGAAAACUGUGUAAAAGAUUCAUGCUCAUGUGACACUGGUGGCGACUGUGAAUGUUUUUGCACUGCUGUGGCAGCUUAUGCACAAGCCUGUAAUGAAGCAGGCGUCUGUGUGGCCUGGAGAACCCCAGAGAUCUGUCCUGUGUUUUGUGACUACUAUAAUCACCAACAUGAAUGCACAUGGCACUACAGCCCCUGUCACACACCAUGCUACAAAACCUGCCUCAACCCCAGUGACAAUUGCACCAAUCUUUUACCUAACGUGGAGGGAUGUUAUCCCAAAUGUCCAGAGGAGAAGCCAAUUUUUGAUGAGAAGAAUCAGAUAUGUGUUGAGAAAUGUAAUGGAUGCAUCAUCAAUGGAACAGAGUAUAAACCUGGGGAGUACAUACCAACUCAAAUACCAUGCUAUUUAUGUUACUGUGGUAAAGAUGGAAGUGAAAACUGUUUUCUCCAACCUGUGACAGCCACCACUAGUGCCGUACUAACAAAUACACCACCAGCUACAGCGACACCAAUGGUGAAAACCACAACUCCUGGAUCAAGUACAGCAACUGAAGGCAGUACAACUCAAUUUACUCUACAAACAUCUAGCAGUGAAACAACUCCCAAAGCAACAACUACACCAGUGGGGACAACAACUACAACUCCUAGAUCAAGUACAGCAGGUAAAGGCAGUACAACCCCUCUUACUUUGCAAACAUCUACAAUUGAAAUCACUUCCAAGGCAACAAGUACACCAGUGGGGACAACAACUAUAACUCCUGAAUCAAGCUCAACAGGUAAAGGGAGCACAACCCCUCUUACUUUGCAAACAUCAACCAGUGGAACAACUCCCAAAGCAACAGCCACACCAGUAGGGACAACAACUGCAACUCCUGGAUCAAGUACAAUAGGUAUAGGCAGUACAUCCUCUCUUACUUUGCAAACAUCUACUAGUGGAACCACUUCCAAAGCAACAAGUACACAAGUAGGGACAACAACUAUGACUACCGAAUCAAGUUCAACAGGUAAAGGCAGCACAACCCCUCUUACUUUGCAAACAUCUACCAGUGGAACAACUUUGAAAGCAACAACUACACCAAUGGUGACAAAGACUCCAAUUUCUGCAACGAGUACAACAGGUAAAGGCAGUACAACACCCCAAACUCAGCAAACAACUGCAAGUGGAACACCUCCCAAAGCAACAACUACACCAGUGGUGACAACAACUACAACUCCUGAAUCAAGUACAACAGGUAAAGGCGGCACAACCCCUCUUACUUUGCAAACAUUUGCAAGUGAAAAAACUCCCAAUGCAACAACUACACCGGUGAAUACAACAACUAUAAUUGCUGGAUCAAGUUCAACAGGUAAAGGCAGUACAACACCUCUUACUCUGCAAACAUCUACAAUUGGAACCACUUCCGAAGCAACAACUACACAAGUGGUGAAAAAGACUCCAAUUACUGGCUCAAGUACAACAGGUAAAAGCAGUACAACACCCCAAACUCAGCAAACAUCUGCAAGUGGAACAACCUCUCAAAUUAUGUCCAUAACACCAAAUACACCAGCAGCUACAACUCCUGGAUCAAUAGUGACAACAGCGUUAACUUCUCAAUCAAUUACAACAGGUGAAGGCAGUACAACACCCACUUCUGUGCAAACGUCUACUAGUGGAACAAUUCCCAAACCAACAACUAUGGUAGUAGUUACUUUAGUAGGGACCCCUGUAAGUAGCGCACAGGAGACAAUAACUACUACUUCUGGAUCAAGUACAGAAAGUAAAGGCAGCACAAUCCCUUUUACCCUGCGAACAUCUACUAGUGAAACAACUUUGAAAGCAACAACUACACCAAUCGUGACAAAGACGUCAAUUUCUGGAUCGAGUACAACAGGUAAAGGCACUACAACACCCCAAACUCAGCAAACAUCUGCAAGUGGAACAACUCCCAAAGGAACAACUAAAUCAGUGGGGACAGGAACUAUAACUCCUGGAUCAAGUACACCAGGUAAAGGCACUACAACCCCUCUUACUCUGCAAUCAUCUACCAGUGAAACAACUCCCAAAGCAACAGCCACACCAGUAGGGACAACAACUGCAACUCCUGGAUCAAGUACAAUAGGAAUAGGCAGUACAACCUCUCUUACUUUGCAAACAUCUACUAGUGGAACCACUUCCAAAGAAACAAGUACACUAGUAGGGACAACAACUGUGACUCCCAAAUCAAGUUCAACAGGUAAAGGCAGCACAACCCCUCUUACUUUGCAAACAUCUACCAGUGGAACAACUUUGAAAGCAACAACUACACCAAUGGUGACAAAGACUCCAAUUUCUGGAACGAGUACAACAGGUAAAGGCAGUACAACCCCCCAAACUCAGCAAACAACUGCAAGUGGAACACCUCCCAAAGCAACAACUACACCAGUGGUGACAACAACUACAACUCCUGGAUCAAGUAAAACAGGUAAAGGCGGCACAACCCCUCUUACUUUGCAAACAUCUAUAAGUGAAACCACUUUUAAAGCAACAGCUACAACAGUGGUGACAAAGACUUCAACUCCUGGAUCGAGUUCAACAGGUAAAGGGAGCACAACCCCUUUUACAUUGCAAACAUCUACCAGUGGAACCACUUCCAAAGCAACAAUUACUCCAGUGGUGACAAUGACUCCAAUUUCUGGAUCAAUUACAACAGCUAAAGGCAGUACAACACCCCAAACUCAGCAAACAUCAACCAGUGAGACAACUCCCAAAGGAACAACUACACCAGUGGGGACAGGAACUAUAACUCCUGGAUCAAGUACAACAGGUAAAGGCACUACAAUCCCUUUUACUCUGCAAUCAUCUACCAGUGAAACAACUCCCAAAGCAACAGCCACACCAGUAGGGACAACAACUGCAACUCCUGGAUCAAGUACAAUAGGUAUAGGCAGUACAACCUCUCUUACUUUGCAAACAUCUACUAGUGGAACCACUUCCAAAGCAACAAGUACACCAGUAGGGACAACAACUAUGACUACCGAAUUAAGUUCAACAGGUAAAGGCAGCACAACUCCUCUUACUUUGCAAACAUCUACCAGUGGAACAACUUUGAAAGCAACAACCACACCAAUGGUGACAAAGACUCCAAUUUCUGGAACAAGUACAACAGGUAAAGGCAGUACAACACCCCCAACUCAGCAAACACCUGCAAGUGGAAAACCUCCCAAAGCAACAAGUACACCAGCGGUGACAACAACUACAACUCCUGGAUCAAGUACAAUAGGUAGAGGCAGCACAACGCCUCUUACUCUGCAAUCAUCUACCAGUGAAACAACUUUCAAAGCAACAAGUACACCAGUCAGGACAACAACUAUAAUUCCUGGAUCAAGUUCAACAGGUAAAGGGAGCACAACCCCUCUUACUUUGCAAACAUCAACCAGUGGAACAACUUCCAAAGCAACAGCUACACCAGUGGUGACAAAGACUCCAACUCCUGGAUCGAGUACAACAGGUAAAGGCAAUACAACACCCCAAACUCAGCAAACAUCUGCAAGUGAAAAAACUCCCAAAGCAACAACUUCACCAGUGAAUAUAACAACUACAACUCCUGGAUCAAGUAGAAUAGGUAGAGGCAGCACAACCCCUCUUACUUUGCAAACAUCAACCAGUGGAACAACAUCCAAAGCAACAGCUACACCAGUGGUGACAACAACGACAAAUCCAGGAUCAAGUACGGCAGGUAAAGGCAGUACAACCCCUCUUACUUUGCAAACAUCUACCAGUGGAACAACUGCCAAAGCAACAGCUACACCAGUGCUGACAACAACUACAACUGCUGGAUUAAGUACAACAAGUAAAGGCAGCACAACUCUUUUAAAUUUGCAAACAUCUACCAGUGGAAGCAAUUCCAAAGCAACAAUUACACCGGUGGUGACAAAGACUCCAAUUUCUGGAUCAAGUACAACAGGUAAAGGCAGUACAACACCCACAACUCAGCAAACAUCUGCAAGUGGAACAACUCCGAAAGCAACAAGUACACCAGUGGGGACAACAACUAUAACUCCUGAAUCAAGCUCAACAGGUAAAGGGAGCACAACCCCUCUUACUUUGCAAACAUCAACCAGUGGAACAACUUCCAAAGCAACAGCUACACCAGUGGUGACAAAGACUCCAACUCCUGGAUCGAGUACAACAGGUAAAGGCAAUACAACACCCCAAACUCAGCAAACAUCUGCAAGUGAAAAAACUCCCAAAGCAACAACUUCACCAGUGAAUAUAACAACUACAACUCCUGGAUCAACAACAGCUACACCAGUGGUGACAACAACGACAAAUUCAGGAUCAAGUACGGCAGGUAAAGGCAGUACAACCCCUCUUACUUUGCAAACAUCUACCAGUGGAACAACUGCCAAAGCAACAGCUACACCAGUGCUGACAACAACUACAACUGCUGGAUUAAGUACAACAAUGGUGACAAAGACUCCAAUUUCUGGAUCAAGUACAACAGGUAAAGGCAGUACAACACCCAAAACUCAGCAAACAUCUGCAAGUGGAACAACUCCGAAAGCAACAAGUACACCAGUGGGGACAACAACUAUAACUCCUGAAUCAAGCUCAACAGGUAAAGGGAGCACAACCCCUCUUACUUUGCAAACAUCAACCAGUGGAACAACUUCCAAAGCAACAGCUACACCAGUGGUGACAAAGACUCCAACUCCUGGAUCGAGUACAACAGGUAAAGGCAAUACAACACCCCAAACUCAGCAAACAUCUGCAAGUGAAAAAACUCCCAAAGCAACAACUUCACCAGUGAAUAUAACAACUACAACUCCUGGAUCAAGUAGAAUAGGUAGAGGCAGCACAACCCCUCUUACUUUGCAAACAUCAACCAGUGGAACAACAUCCAAAGCAACAGCUACACCAGUGGUGACAACAACGACAAAUCCAGGAUCAAGUACGACAGGUAAAGGCAGUACAACCCCUCUUACUUUGCAAACAUCUACCAGUGGAACAACUGCCAAAGCAACAGCUACACCAGUACUGACAACAACUACAACUGCUGGAUUAAGUACAACAAUGGUGACAAAGACUCCAAUUUCUGGAACGAGUACAACAGGUAAAGGCAGUACAACCCCCCAAACUCAGCAAACAACUGCAAGUGGAACAACUCCGAAAGCAACAAUUACACCAGUGGUAACAACAACUACAACUCCUGGAUCAAGUUUAACAGGUAAAAGCAGCACAACCCCUCUUACUUUGCAAACAUCAACCAGUGGAACAACUUCCAAAGCAACAGCUACACCAGUGGUGACGAAGACUUCAAUUUCUAGAACGAGUACAACAGCUACCUCUAUAUCAGCACCUCUGAAAAACUGCACAAAAUGGGGAGUAUCUGAAAAUGAGACAUUUGUGAUCUGUAACUGCACACUGGCCAGGUGCAUUGAAGACUAUACUGUUGAGAUAAUUCCAUAUGAAUGUCCACCCCUCCAAAACAUCACUUGUUCUAAUGGAAAACCACCUGUGCAAGUUCCUGACAAAUAUCACUGUUGUAAAGAACUUGCCUGUGACUGUUUUUGUGAAGGUUGGGGUGAUCCUCACUAUAAAACAUUUGAUGGACUGUUCUAUAGUUAUCAAGGAGAAUGUACAUAUGUUUUAAUGGAAGAAAUCAGUCCUAAACACAACUUAAAAAUCUACAUUGAGAAUGUUAAGUGUGAUCUCCGAGAAUCUGUGUCCUGCCCAAGAGCUAUCAUCGUGUCCUACAACAAUCAAGUGAUCACAUUAAAAAACCACAACCUUAUAGGAGCUGCCAAGCUGGAGGCUUUAAUGGAUCAUUCUGCUCUGAACAUACCAUUUUAUCAAGGUGGUGUGAGGGUAGUGAGCUCACAGUUAAACUUAAUCCUGGAGAUUCCACAGCUCAGAGUUGUGGUAAUGUUUGGAGUCACUGGUUUUAGUGUCAACUUGCCAUUCCAGCAUUUUGGAAACAACACACAAGGGCACUGUGGUACCUGCAACAACAAUCAGGCUGAUGACUGCAUGCUACCAGGGGGGGGAAUUGUAAAAGACUGUGCCGUAAUGGCAAAUUACUGGAAGGCUAAAGGCAAUACUAAAUGCAAACCGCCCCCACCACCUGAACUUGCCAAACCUCCUUGUGUAAUCAACCCAGUGUGUGAGCUGCUGAAGAGCGAGUUGUUUAAAGAGUGUCAUCCUCACCUUACCCCUGACAACUACAUCACUGGCUGCCAGUUUGACAGUUGUCAUAUGAGCAACCCAGCUGUAGUCUGCUCCAGUCUUCAGACCUAUGCAGUAGCUUGCUCUCGGCUUGGUAUCUGCAUAAACUGGAGGGACCACACUGAUCUUUGCCCCGUUGAAUGUCCAGAAGACAAAGUAUACCAAGCCUGUGGACCUGCUGAUCCUCCAACCUGCAAAGACAAGCAUCAAGACCAUUUUCUGAAUUCAACUACUGAGGGUUGUUUCUGUCCUGAUGGCAUGCAGCUCUUCAAUAAAGAGUCAAAACAGUGUGUUGAGAAAUGCGGGUGCUUGGACCCCUCUGGUAAAGGACGAGAGCUUGGAGAACAAUUCCAGUAUGGUUGCCAGGACUGUGUCUGUGAUAAAACAUCUGCAACAAUCACUUGUAAACCAAAGCAGUGUUCAAACAACAACCAAGUGACCUGCAACAAUCCAGGAUUUAUUGUUGUCAAUGUGACGGAUCCAUCAGAUGCCUGUUGCUCUAUCCUUACCUGCCGCUGUGAGAGCAGCACCUGUCCCAGAAUAAAUGACCAGUGUCCUUUUGGCUACGCUCCAGUACUCAAAUUGCCCGAAGGCAAAUGCUGCCCUGAAUUAACAUGCGAUCCAAAGAAAGUCUGUGUCCAUAAUGGACUGGAGUAUAAGCCUGGUACUUCAAUCCCUGUAUUUAACUGUCAGGAGUGCAACUGCACCUGGAUUGUGGAUCCCAAAACACAACUGUAUAAGGUCAAGUGUGGAUUAAUAACUUGCAGUGACAAGUGUGAGCCAGGAUAUGUAUAUGUGAAAUCAAACUCUACUGAAUGCUGUGGAAAAUGUGUCAUUAAACACAAGAACAAAUGUGUCAUUAAACACAAUGGCACAGUACACACAUUGGAGAGUGGAACAGAAUGGACUCCUUCACAUGAUGCCUGUAACAAGUUUAUCUGCACCACGAUUGAUGGACAAUAUGUUACUACUAACCACAAGAUCCACUGUCCACCAUUCAAUAUUGACUAUUGUCAGCCUGGUACUGUGCAGCUUUCUGCUAAUCGCUGCUGCCAAGUCUGUGUGGAGAAGGAAAAGGGAUGUAAAGUACAGAGCACUUUUGAUUAUAUCACUCACAACAACUGCCGGUCAAAGACGAAAAUAGAGCAAACACACUGCCAGGGACACUGUAACAGCUACACAAAGUACACUGAGUUGGGCUCUUCAUCUUGUAGCUGUUGCCAAGCGAGCCUCACCAGUAUCCACACAGUGAAUCUCUAUUGCCCGAACGGACAUUCAAUAUCUCACACCUACUUCCUUGUGGAGGAAUGCAGUUGUAACCAGGCUAAUUGUCUCAAAGACCAGAAUGCACACACUAACAUAGGAGAUACUCGCCGGAGACGCAGCAUCAAACUCCCCUAAGGAUUUAUUUUGACCACAAUCUUUUACUUUUUUUGACUUUGCAUUUUUUUUUUAUCAAAGAAUUAGAAAAGAUUUAAAAUGCUCC
Clarias gariepinus (North African catfish) is the source of this 10930-nucleotide messenger RNA. Its product is annotated as mucin-2-like. Bases 22 to 10845 code for a protein of 3607 amino acids. NCBI's taxonomy places the organism in Eukaryota, Metazoa, Chordata, Actinopteri, Siluriformes, Clariidae. Gene Ontology annotation, cellular component: extracellular matrix. Gene Ontology annotation, molecular function: protein binding. The record is from RefSeq and is a predicted model, not a curated record. The transcript is spliced from 49 exons.